UGACAAUUCUUCCCAAACCGCCCAAUAACAAUAAAAUCAAUAAAACGCCAAUAGUUAUCAUCAUCACUGCGCGCGAGCGUUCGCACACACACACACACAAAUACAUCCCAAUACCCACAGAUUACUUCAUUUUCUUUUAUUUUCUCAAUUUUUCACCUACUCCAAAACUAUGAGUUCCUACAAUCAUUAUCAUCAUCAUCAAAUUUCCCACCAACAACAACAAGAAAAUCAGCAAAAAUGCUCGGAAAAUGGUGGAAAUUCCAGUGAAAAUGUACUCCGUCAGCUGAUUUUUGUGUCGAUUGAGAAUAAGAUGGAGGAGGAGAAGUCGGGUGUUCCGGCUGUGAAUUAUGCGAAGAAAGAGCCCGGAAUGACGAAAGAUCAGCACAUUAUUCGUGUGAGGGAUAGUGUUGAGGCAAUGCUUCAUUCAAUUGAGGAACGCUUAACUGGCAGAAAAUUAUGAGCUCACAAUCAGUCAGAAUCGUCGUGUCAACAAAGAAAAAUUGGCUUUAAAUAUCACUUUUCACGUGUAUUUCUCUUCUUUUUCCACCGUUUUUUUUUGUUGUAUAUUUGAAAUUUUCAAUGUGUCGUUUUUUUUUUGCCUGAAACUUUCGUUCAAUAAAAUUCAGAAGCAUCAAA
Messenger RNA from Caenorhabditis elegans, 636 nucleotides. RefSeq lists its product as uncharacterized. Lineage: Eukaryota; Metazoa; Nematoda; Chromadorea; Rhabditida; Rhabditidae. The record is from RefSeq and is marked reviewed. The transcript is spliced from 2 exons. The coding region runs from base 170 to 460 and encodes 96 amino acids.